This is a messenger RNA of Rhodotorula graminis WP1, 769 nucleotides long. RefSeq lists its product as uncharacterized. Bases 1 to 534 code for a protein of 177 amino acids. The transcript has a single exon. The record is from RefSeq and is a predicted model, not a curated record. NCBI's taxonomy places the organism in Eukaryota, Fungi, Basidiomycota, Microbotryomycetes, Sporidiobolales, Sporidiobolaceae.
AUGGCGCCUCCUCCACCGCCACCACCGCCCCGCUCGACCAAGCCCGCCCCGCCCAAAGCCACCACGUCGGCUCCCUCGACCCCCUCGACGCCGCCCUCUCCCUCUCGCCCGGGCACCCCGUCCAGCACAGCCGGCGCACGCGCACCCAAGGCGCAGACGCUCGCGCUCCCCGCCCUCCUGCACGACCUCUCGACGCUCCUCUCGCACCCAACCCCGCUCCUCUCCGCCGACAAGUUCGCCCCGGCCCCACCGCCCGAGGACGCCUACGCGCCGCGCAAGCCUGCGCAGGACCCGCAACAGCGCGCGCAAGAGCUCCUCGCCGGCGUGCGCGCGGGCACGAUCGGCCCGGACGAGCAGCUCGCGCGCGAGGACGCUCCGCUGCUCGCCGACGCGUGGGUCGCCGCCAUGGACCGCGUCCUGAGCCGCGCAGAGACGCACGACGCGCAGCGGGCGGGCGAGGGCGUCGUUGACCGGGCGGACGAGGUCGAGCGGUGGGCGGGCGAGGUCGAGCGCGGGUUGGCGCAGGCGGCGUGAGGCGGUCGUCGAGCAGGACGAGGUCGCUGGACGACCCUCUCGUCAUGAGCUCGAGCCGAGACGUCCCACCUUCCCGCCGAGGUCGGGUGCGGCGGACGGAGCGCGGAACGGGCAGCAGAACGGCCGCAGGACGAGCGCUCAAGGCGCCUUCUCUCGGGCCCGGCGGCCAAGACGGCGCGCUGGUCGCGCCACUUUGUAGCCCGAGGAGUGCAACGUGUUUUGGCGGUCACUCAUC